AUGACUUCUCGCGAUCCGGCGCGACUUCGCCAGGGCCUUCUUCCUCUCACGACAACUCCGGGUAUCUACAACAACCACCUACAAACGCCCAUAUCUGCCGUGUCCAUGACCUCCAGUCAUUAUCACUCUGCUGCCCAAACGCCCGGCAGUAGUAUACAGCCCUAUAAUCCUCAAGAAUGGGCUCCUACGCAGGCCGCUGUCGCCGAGCUGUCGCCAUUGCCUCCUCCGCCAUAUAGUCCACCCAGAGGUCAGCAGCCGAGACCCAUCAGUACAGUCUUUGACUCUACACCGAAUGGAACUCCAACUCCGCCACCCCGACUGAGUGCGACCAUGCAUCGGCCUUCCCCAGAACCGGCCAAUGCGUCGUUCCCUCCUCCUCCAGGGACGCGCAACGGCUCACGGGAUCGUCGUUUCCUUCCAUCAUUAGGCCGCCGUAGAGACACCGACAACUCGAGCACUCCACCACCUCAACCACCACCCCAGAGUCACCGGCAAAGUAUGAUAGUCCAGACUUCGUUUCAUCAACCUAGUCCCGAACAUGGAAUUGGCGGAGUCAUGCAUCAUGGCCCCCCAGCAGCCCGAAGAGCUGUUUCUGCCGGAGCUGUAGAGACACCCACAUCUGCUCGCUCACGAUCAACAUCUCAGUCCAGGUGGGAGCCAGGCAUGCCUCUCCCUCCGCCCCCUCCUGGGCCUCCUCCGCCUUCCUCGGGUAGGUCGCAGAGUGUUCAGUCUAUGGACAGGAAUUCGGUUCCAAUCAUAUCCCCUCCUGUAAACAGACGACGACCGCCAGCAGGGGUAACAAAUCUGGGACCUGUUCCACCUACACCUGCGGAUUGGAACGAGAAUGAAAGCCAAGCAGGACCGUCGGAUCGAAGACGGUCACCGGGCCUUACUAUCGAUACUUCGAUACCCUCCAGUCCACCCAUUGAGCCUGCUCCUAGUUCUUCAUCGAGUAUUAAUGGGCUAAACCGGCAAAAGGCAGUACGACAUGACAAAACGAUUUUGCAGCGGCGAACCGAGAGUCGAACCAGGCACAGCAUUCGCAGUUCCAUAGAUGAGCGGACCCGUCCGGAUUCUAUGGCGGAUAUCAUGGUGCCGAACUCGACGGAUUUGUCGCGGGCGUCAAUCGGCAAGUCAACACCUCUCAGCGAUACACUUACAUCACAAGAUUCACGAAACUCAACCCCGAGAGCUCCAGCAUCGGGAAAAUUGCCUCAAGAAGCUGAAACACCACCGUUCUCCCCCAACGCUCAUAAAUACGUGCAAUAUGGUAGCAGUUCGAAGGCAGUCGCUCCCAAAGCGCUUCCUACCCCGCCUCCAAGAUCCGGGUCUGUGGCAUCAGUCUCUAGGGUCCGGGAAUCCUCGAGACCACCCUCAGCCGGUCUCCCAGUGUCAAAGCAUCUGGUAACAACACAGACUGCCAGCCAAUUUGCAGAAGGGACGGUUGAUCGAUUUCGCGAGUUCGCUAUGAAGGAGUCCAAAGCCGCCACCGAUGCAGACAGGGUACGUCUGUUCGCCGAUUUUGUUGUGAAUGAGUCAAGAAUCAGACGUGAACGAUAUUCUGUAGCUAUCGGGGCCAUGGGUUCUGAAAUAUUCGACCUUACCCGCGACCUAUUCCGACCGAUGGUAACCCAAACGAGAAGAGAUUCAGCUUCUUCGCAUGAUCAGUAUACACCUGGCUUAUCAGAGCCAGGGCCGUCUCGUCGAGGUUCGGUAGGCUCCAACGUUGGGGAGAGCCCACAGUCUACCUCUAAAGCAGCCAAUGUGCCAAUCUCGCCAAGCGGCAACAACCCACCGAACGUGAACUGGUCCGGCAAUUACAUGCCUUCUUUGUCACCGAUUCUAAGCAUGAGCGUCAGCGAAAACUAUGAGAAUGGGAGUUCCCGAGGUCGCCCCCCAAGUCGUUGGUGGGAAUCAGACUCACAGGGCGAGGCUUCUCAUCUGGGCAGGUCCAAGAGAGAAUCAAAGUAUAUGGGUGUGACCAAAACGCAAUGGGUUGAAGAGGAUCGACCUCCUGUGGUAUAUGAGGAACAGGGUUCGGUGUCUGAAUAUCCUCCUGAGAAGACAGGCUGGCACGACCAGUCGGAGCCCAGUCUUACGCCCCAACAGUUCGGCUUUGCCACUGCUUCCAAUAUGGGCUCGAGUCCCUCAUCAAUGACCAAUCGUGAUCAGCUCGACGUAUCUCGACUCGUCACGAUGCCACCUCCUUAUCCAAGGCACCAUCCUGCUGUUAACAACAAACACCCAGAGUUGACUUCAAUCAGAACUGCAGUGCGAGCUUUGAGCCAGCUCGAUGAGUUGACGAAGACGAGAGAACGGUUCACCGUCGAGAGUACCAAAAGACGAGAACAAUUUUCUAAAGCUGCGGCUGAGCGCCGUCAGGCUUUGCGAGCACACCUGCAGAAUGAGAUCAACUCUGGCAGCUUAAGCUAUGCAGACGCAGGAACUAUCGAUGCUGACGAAAAGGUCAACGAGAUCGCAAAGAAAAAAGAACUGGAAAAGUCGGAAUAUGAGCUGUUCCAGAAUCAGGUGGUACUGCCUUUGAACGAGUUGUUGACAGGGCGUAUUUCACGUGCGACCGAGUUAUUCGACGAUUUGUCUCUGCAUCUAUUCGACAACGAACAUAUCGACGCUGACAUGCCGCAAGAAGAAGGUGACGAUAGACCAGAACUUUUGGAAAAGUUGACUCUGCUCAAAUGGGUUUUCGAGGCACGAGAAGGUCUUCACCGAGCCAUCUAUGAUCUUCUAUCGGAUCGUAACGGCCGAUACUGUGAGGUUGUAUUGACUCCUUAUCGACUUUCCGGGAAUACCGAGAAGCUCAAGUCAGCUGAGGCCUUCUUCGCGGAAGACUCGGCUAAACGCGAAUAUGCGUUUGCACACGAAGUUCUGGAACGAACACGAGACUUCAGGGGAGUGGUCGAAAAGGCUGUCGAUCACGGCGUUGCACUGCAGCUGUCGGCGUUUUGGGAUAUUGCGCCCCCGCUAUGCGAACUAUUGGACAGCAUUCCUUUGGAUCUAGAAGGGUUUAACAUUUUGAUUCCGGGGUCUGAAAUUGACGAAAAUCCAUCAUAUGUCGAACAUCCAAUGCAGUAUCUGUUCAGCCUGUUGCUUCACGCAGAAAAAAGCACAUAUCAGUUCAUCGAGUCUCACACGAACUUGUUGUGUUUACUUCACGAGGUCAAAGAGGCGGUAGUACAUGCCAAGGGCAAAGUGCUCGAGACUCAAACACAGGAUGAGAACGGAAACCCAAUUCCCAAGGCCGACAGCAAGGCGCGAGCGCAGGAGAUGCGACAUUCAGAAGAACACAGACUUACUGAGGACCUGAAGGAGAAGGUCCGCCUAGUGCAAGAUCAAUGGAAGAGUGCCCUAGGCGAGAACAUGACACUCGUCAAGGAGCGAUUGGGAGAAUGGCUGUUGCAGAUGGGCGGCUGGGACGAGUCGCUCGAAGACGGAGGAGUAGGCGGAGUUUAG
Molecule: messenger RNA, 3471 nt
Organism: Fusarium venenatum
Lineage: Eukaryota; Fungi; Ascomycota; Sordariomycetes; Hypocreales; Nectriaceae
Source: RefSeq, a predicted model, not a curated record